AGCCGCGCCUGGCGCUCUCCUUUCGGCGGCUGAGGGGGUUGACCGUCGGAGGCGGGUUCGUGGGGGACGACUGCCCAUCAUCAGCCAUAAAAAAAAUCGACCAUGUGUAGAAAAGGUGAAUAUAAAAGCCACGCUGACAGCCAACAGCGAGGGUGAAGCUAUUCCGUGCGUCUCAAAGUUGGCUUUCGGAGCGAAUGGACGAGAGCGGGAGCGGGAGAAGGACAGCCCGACCACCACCGAAGAUAGCAGCAGGCGUCAGCAGACGUAACGACCAUGCCAAGUGAUGGUCCAAGCCGCUUCCCGGUCUUUGCGGCCCCCCCCAAAGGCAACCACCAGCGCUCCCCGGGCUACGUCCCCGGGCGGGUGGCUCCUGUCCGCUCGCCCCCGCCGGCCAAAGCCCCACCGCCGGCACCCGUCAAAACUCACGGCCUGCCUCCGAAUCAACAAGCCACCUUCGGCUUGUCGGAGGAGAACCGGAGCCGCCGGGAGUGUGCUCAGAGCCUCCGGCUGAGAAAAAACACGCUCAUCUGCUUCGGGGUGUCCGCGGGGGCUUUCUUCUUCAGCCUCAUACUUAUACUAAGUCUCACUAGCGGUGAUAUUUUAGAUGCCAAUUGUCCUGAUCACAACCCGUCCCUGAGUGACUGGAACCCAGGCCACCAGCCGGGCAAAGCCAUUAUCGUGACGAGGGGGGAUUUAUUUCGAUUGGAGGCUUCUGCUACUUUCCGUUCACUCACCAUCCGAUCGGGAGGUCGGGUCGUGUUUGCCGAUCACAAAGACGGCUCUAAAAACAUAACCUUGAGAACGGGACAUAUCCUGAUUGAAAAUGGCGGAGCCUUUUACAUCGGCGCACCUAAAUGUCGCUACCGUUCCCACGCCGUCAUCACCCUGACGGGUCGCUCCGACGACAAGGACGUCCCCGAAGUACCCGGUCUCGGCCGCAAGUUCAUUGGCGUCAUGAGCGGCGGAACGCUCGAGCUCCACGGCCAAGAGCGGGUGGCCUGGUCUCUGUUGACCAAAACCGUGCCUGCCUCCGGCCUGACCACAGGGGGCGACACUUUCCAGCGCAAUUUCAGCAGAGGCAUCAACCUGCGCGUGGUGGACCAGGACACGGCCGACAUCCUGCUCAGGGAACGUUACGACACCCACGAAUCCAAAAACGACAGUCGCCGGCUCACCCAGCUGCUCCGGUCCCUGCCGGCGGGUCGCAUCGUCACUCUCGCCGUCGGCGACUCGGCCGUCAAAAGUCUUCUGGAUGAAACCAAGGUGGCCAUCGAAGAGACGCUCGGCAGCAGAUACGUCCACGACCUCAAGUACAGGCAAGCGUGGGCUUUGGUGUCCGUAGUGGGCGGCGGUAACACGUCGUGCUCGGAAGACGUUAGGGAACACGAAAACCACGACACUGGAGGGAGAGCUGUGGCGAGGCGGAACUUCACCACCGUCAACGGCGUGCGCUUCUCUGUCUCAGCCUACAGCGAGUGGAAAAACGGUUUCCCAAUCUCAGGCUUUCAGGUGGAUGCGGUGGACCAGGUGGUGCUGAAUCUCCAGGACGAGGUCCAGCCGACCUGGCAACCCGGCAAUCAAAUUGUUAUCGCCAGUACUGAUUAUUCCAUGCAUCAAGCUGAAGAGUUUACCCUCCUGCCCUGCCCUCAUUGCACCAGCAGGCAAGUCCGAAUACAAGGCAAGCCUCUUUACAACCACGUCGGCGAAAUCACAGAUGGAGUCGACAUGCGUGCUGAGGUGGCGCUGCUCUCCAGGAACAUCCUCAUCUACGGAGAAAUGGAAAACUCCUGCUACGGAAAUAAUUUGUGUCAGUUCUACGGCCACGACACUUAUGGAGGCCACAUCAAGAUCUUUGGAAACUUCUCCUCGGUGCAUCUGUCUUAUGUGGAACUGAAGAACAUGGGCCAGCAGAGAGAGAGAAGUCGCUACCCGGUCCACUUUCACAUGUGUGGCGACGUAGACCAGAAGGGAGGCUAUCGGGAGCCCACCUAUGUGGACGGUCUCUCCAUCCACCACUCCUUCUCGCGUUGCGUCGCCAUCCACGCCACCGACGGCUUGCUGGUGAAGAACACAGUGGGCUACGACACCCUGGGCCACUGCUUCUUCCUGGAGGACGGCAUCGAGCAGCGCAACACUUUCUUCCACAACUUAGGCCUGCUGACUCGACCCGGUACUCAGCUGCCCACCGACCGCAACGAGAGCCUCUGCCUCAGUAUUAAGGACAAAGUCUACCAAGGCUACACUCCCUCCCCCAGCACCGAGUGCAAGGCGGUUUCCACCUUCUGGAUCGCUAACCCCAACAACAAUCUUAUCAGCAAUGCUGCUGCUGGUUCUCAGGAUGCUGGCAUCUGGUUUGUGUUCCACAGUUCCUCCACAGGAGACUCUCAUGGCUUGGUACCGGAGACAAAAGCAGAACUCACCCCUCUGGGGAUUUUCUACAACAACCGCGUUCACUCCAAUUUCAAGGCCGGGCUGUUUAUUGAUAAAGGAGUGAAGACCUCCAAUGCGAGUGCUGCCGACCCAAGAGAAUAUCUGUGUCUGGACAACAGUGCCAGAUUCCGACCUCACCGGAAUGCCGAUCCGAACCAACCGCGGGUGGCGGCGGUCAUCGAAGCGCUGGUCUCCUUCAAGAACAACGACAUGGGGGCGUGGAUACGAGGCGGCGACAUCAUCAUCCAGAAUUCGAGCUUUGCAGACAAUGGAGUGGGAUUAUCCUUUGCCAGUGACGGCAGCUACCCGAGCGACGAGGGCUCCAGUCAGGAGGUGACGCAGUCUCUGUUUGUGGGAGAAAGUCCAAACCGGGGCACCAACGGAGGACAGAAUAAAUACUGGGGCUUAGGAGGGACCGAUGGGAAGAUGAGGACUCUCCCGAGAAACAGAACUUUCCCGAUCCGAGGCUUCCAGAUCUACGACGGCCCGGUGCGGCUGACCCGCAGCACAUUCCGCAAUUUCAUCCCCACGCCCGAGCGUUACACCACCGCAGUGGGCUUCAGCCUGAAGAACACCUGGCAACUCACCCCACGAAACAACAUGUCCCACCUCCGCUUCCACGCCACCGUUGGUCUCCGGUCGUUUUUUGGUCGUCCCGGGCAAUGGUUUGAGGAGAACGACCUGGAUGGAGAUAAGAACUCAAUCUUCCACGAUGUGGACGGCUCAGUGACAGGCUACAAGGACACCUACGUGGGCAGGGCUGACAAUUACCUAAUCCAACAUCCUAGCUGUGUUAGCAAACCUCCAUGGAAUGGAGUGAUAUGUAGCGGCCGCUACUCUCAGGUGUAUAUCCAGACCCAGGGUGCUCCCAGCCUCAUUCUGUCCAUCAACAGAGACGAGUAUCCCGCGGCUCCGCUGCUUCUGAGGGGGAUUAACAGCCAGGGGGCGCCCUCGCAGCAGUAUCAACCCGUUUUGAUGAUGAGCAAGAGCUACACGUUGCAUUGGAACGGACAGGCACCUCGAGAGGUCGUCCUCUCCCUCAUCAACUUUGACAAAGAUGAUUGGGUGCUGUUUGGACUGUGCUACCCGCCGGAGGCCACCUUCCAGAUUGUUGCCGACAUCAACGACAGACAGAGCAACACUUUUGAUGACAUCACCGACUACGGGCCCGUCUUCUCUCUGGCUGAUUUAGAGUCCAGACCGUUGGAAAGGAAGUACUACUUUGACCAAAAUGUCGGCUUGCUGUGGCUGUACCUGCGAGCCCGCCACGGUCGUGACGGUCACAGCUACUGUUCGGUCAAAGGCUGCGAGAGAGUCAAAGUCACGGCCACUACAUCUUCGCAACGGACGUGCAACUGCACCAGCAAGGCCUACCCCAAGUAUGCCAAAACCCCCUCAGCCGUCCUCCCGAUGCCGGCCUUGGACACGCAACCCUGCCUGGACUGUGGAGCCCAACAGCGUGUAUUUACCAGUGAGCCGUGGACGUCCUACCUCCAGACGCAAGUCAAAUCUCUCAGUGUGAGGGAGCAGAAAAGAGGAGACAACAUGUCCUUCAUUGCUGUAAAUGACGAGAUGAUACCCUUCACUCAGCCCGGCUAUCUCGUGGUGUCGGUGGACGCCUGCUCUGGAAAAGUCGCCCUGACGGCGUCAUUUACCAAGAUGGACGCCAACAUGAAGCAGCACCUAACGACCGGAAUACCAAAGAGGUCUAUCGUACUGAUGGCAACACGAGGCCAGCCCGAGGGUCUGCCCGAUGUCGCUCAAUAUCUCAUCCCCUUGGGUUUGGCCAAGGAGGCCGACUUGCACAAUAAAGAGAGUGUGGCACUGUGGGCUUUCCAGGGCAGCGCCUCCCCCCCUCCGUGGGUGUGUCUCCAGGCGGGCCAAGGGGACCACGUCCUGGGCUCGCAGGAGCGCUUCUUGCCGCUGGCUCUCCAAGCGUACGGCUGUCCGCCACCCGCGGCUCAGCAGACGCGGCGGGACCUGGAGCUGCUCAAACAAGCCACAGGACUCCAGUGAACCAAUGUGAACUAGACAAACACACAACUGGCUGAUGAAUGUGAACUGCUGAACUUUAAUUUAUUAACAAUGGCGUAGAUGUUAGUGGAAUGUUGUGCGGAUGUGUGAGUUUGGGCCAAUAAGUCAAUGCACUUUUAUUUAAAAAAAAAAACAGGCCAAAGUCACCUAAUGGACCUUUUUGAAAUAAGGCUAGGAAUAGCAAAUGAAAACACAAAUCAAGCAACUAUAUUAUUUUAUCGUUUGAUAAAUGACAACAGGAAUCUCAUUAGUGGGAAGGGUGCGGUGCAUUAGUUGCAAACACGAAAAACAAUCGAAAUCAAGUCGGCUGGGUAGCAAAACUGGAACGAGACACAUUCUGGAUAAAUCAAUUCAAAUACCAUCGCCACCGAGAAAGCGCCAACGUGUCGUAAAUAAACAAAGCCGAUGGGGGUUCGGUGUGCAAAACAACAUGGCAUAUUCCCAUGCAUAUUUAAACAAAAGUCAUUUGCAGAUAGUUUGAUGCGCUUUUGCCUAUACAUUUUGUUGUUUAACUGGAAAACCGCCUGAGGUUAUGAGGAGAUAAGCACCUUUUGAGUGAAUGUCGACAGUAUGCGGAGGUGUUUAAAGUGCAGGCCACGAGAGCAACGGAUAUACACAAUAAAAUAAGCCUUAUUAAAUAUACAUAUGCAGCGGAAUGUAAGAAAAUUCCCUGGGCCAUACAGUAGUUUGUUGGGUAUAUUUUAGCUGCUGUGCUUUUUGUUGAGUGUACCCCUUCGAGAGGCCUUUUGGAUGUGAGCAGGGCUCCCCCACUGAGCAUUGAUGCGUGCCAAUGACUGACUGAUAAGUGUGUGUGUGUGAAUAUGUGUGGCCUUGUAACCACUCUACUGUUUGAAAAGGGCAAAUUCAUGAGAGAGGGUCUUAGAGAUUUAAAAAAAAAAAAAAAAAACUAAUUAUAGUGAAACAUAAGUCAUUUUGUACAUCUACUGGGCAAACCUUUUUCAGUUUUUGUUUCAACAUGGAUA
This is a messenger RNA of Syngnathus acus (greater pipefish), 5447 nucleotides long. RefSeq names its product cell migration inducing hyaluronidase 2 (gene cemip2). The transcript is spliced from 24 exons. Lineage: Eukaryota; Metazoa; Chordata; Actinopteri; Syngnathiformes; Syngnathidae. The record is from RefSeq and is a predicted model, not a curated record. Bases 274 to 4446 code for a protein of 1390 amino acids.